Drosophila teissieri is the source of this 1481-nucleotide messenger RNA. Its product is annotated as ketohexokinase. The transcript has a single exon. The record is from RefSeq and is a predicted model, not a curated record. Gene Ontology annotation, molecular function: ketohexokinase activity. Gene Ontology annotation, biological process: fructose metabolic process. Lineage: Eukaryota; Metazoa; Arthropoda; Insecta; Diptera; Drosophilidae. The coding region runs from base 121 to 1089 and encodes 322 amino acids.
AUCUCAGCCAUCGGUUCUAGGAAAAGAUAAAUUCCUAGUCAAAAUUUCCUUAUCAAAUCAGGCAGGCACCUUUUGGCAAAACGAUUUUAAAACACUGAAAUUUACAAAGUAGCAUACAAUAUGCCUCAAUAUGGCAACAAACUGAGCUGGGCUGUGGGCAAGAAGAGGGUGCUGUGCAUCGGCACCACGACCAUUGACUUUGUCUCGACCAUAAAGCAUUUUCCCGGGGAAAACACUCACCAGAAGGUGGUUGGCGGCUACUGGAUUCGCGGUGGAAAGGCUUCGAACAACUGCACUGUACUCGCGAAUCUGGGGGUCAAAGUGGAGCUCCUGGGAAUGCUGAGCAAUUGGAGUGUGUUCCAGGUUCUGAUCGAUGACUUGCGGGCGAGGGGCAUCAUUAUCGAGAACUGCCCGCGAUGUGACCAGGGUGCGCCCUUCUCAUCCGUGAUCCUCUGCAAGGCGACCAAAACGCGAAACAUUGUCUAUUGCAAUAAUGACUUCCCGUACGUGAGCGUCGAUGAUUUCCGGAGGUUGGACCUCAACCGGUAUGGUUGGAUUCACAUUCGGGCACUAUUUGUGGAUAAAUCGAUGCCGAUGGUCAAGGACAUAGAGGCGUAUAAUGCGGCCAACAAGGAGAAGAUCGUGCUAUCGAUAUAUUUUGAUAACAACCUGGACGACAUGUGGCCACUGAUGGACUACUGUGACUAUGCCGUGUUCUCCAAGAAGCUGGCCCAGGCCAAUGGCUGGACUUCCAUGGAGGAUGCCUGCCUGCAGCUGGACGAGCGAUUGCGGAUGCGCUGGGGCCUCAACCUGAAGCGACCGUUUGUGGUCGUCCUUUGGGGCGAUCAGGGUGCCGGGUUCAUGGAUCUCGAGGGCAACUUCACCCACUCCAAGCCCCACAAGCCCAGACGCAUCGUGGACGCCUUGGGCGCCGGAGAUACCUUCAUGGGCACCUUCAUCUACGCCCUGUACAUCCGGGAGAGAUCCCUGGCCGUUGCCGUGGACUUCGGCAAUCGCAUGGCCAGCUACAAGUGCUCGAAGAAUGGAUACGAUCACAUCGCCAAUAUCUUGCUGCCGCCGAUCUUGUAAUUGGAUUUCUCACUUUGAAUAUUUUGUGAAAAAAAACAUAGCUCUCUUAAGCCUAGUCCUUUAACUCCUUUAAAGUCAGCCACCAUUCGGAAAUGAAAUUUAAAACGAGCAUUUAUUACGUAUCCGCACCGUGGGCAGUUAAUACCAUAAUUACCCUGGCAGACACUCGACCAAAAGUGUAUCGACCAUAAAUUAUGGGAUAAACACACUUUCGCUGUGCCGCCUUUUGCGUUUUUUUACCGGAGUUUCCAAAUUGAUUGCAAAACGAAGCUGCAAUGCCAUUAAUUUUUCCUCGCUGAAAAGGGUUCAAAAGUUUUUCAUUCAUAUACGCACGUACCUUUUGUUGUUUACCCUCGGUCACUUGAAUUAUAGCCAGAUUAUUUAAAUAAAUA